Molecule: messenger RNA, 1881 nt
Organism: Funneliformis geosporum
Lineage: Eukaryota; Fungi; Glomeromycota; Glomeromycetes; Glomerales; Glomeraceae
Source: the annotation of a GenBank genome assembly
AUGUCACAAGAAGAUAACCAAAUAACACAACAACCGCAAGAAGGUCUUGCGGGUGAAGGUACAGAAGCUUCGGAAGGAUCUCACAGGAUUUUAAUCAAUGAUCCAUUAUCAACAAAUCGACCAAUCCCGAAACGCCAUUCAUCGGUAAAAAUACGUCGACAUAGACAAGAAGCAAUUAAUAUUACGCAUCCAUUCGGUUUGCGAUUGUGGAAACCUGCAUUGUAUAAGAAGCUACGUACUGUGACACGUAACGCGGAUUCAGCGCUACAUUCUACACCUUCACCAGAUUUAUACCUUAGUUUUGGUAAUAUUCUUUGGGCAAUAUGUUUCGGAUGGUGGUUAGCGUUAACGACAUUUAUUAUAUCAAUUAUCUUUUUGCCGUCAUUUGGAGGAUGGAAAUAUGCAAGGGUAUUUCGAGAAUUAAGUUAUUAUAUAUUUUGGCCAUUUGGUAAAUUUGUUGAAAAGAUUGAUGAAAACGGUGAAGAACAGAAUGAACAUCAAACCGAUUAUUUUAGUCGACGCGAUUCUCAUGACAUGGAUAUCGAAGAUAAUGAGAACAGACCUUUAUUGGGAAGUCUUUAUAUUAAUUCACGUAGAAAUAGCCAUUCGGAGAAAUUUAAUUUCUUUGAAAAAUUAGAUGAAAUUGGUCUUUCCGGUGUUAUCUUUUAUUUCUGGUUCUUCCUAGUCAUAGAAAUAUUUCCACCAGGGAAAUAUUUUUUUACGACCCCAGUAUUUAUCUUUAUCUUAUCAUUAAUAUCAGUUAUACCUUUAAGUUAUUUUAUUGGUAUGGCUGUGGCUUCUAUUUCAGCUCAAUCAUCCAUUGGCUUGGGAGCUGUCAUUAAUGCUACUUUUGGAAGCAUAAUUGAAAUUCUUUUAUACGCAAUCGCUUUAUAUAAAGGACAAGGUAAAUUGAUGGAAGGUAGUAUCAUUGGAAGUUUCAUGGCUGGCGUUCUAUUAAUGCCUGGCGUUAGUAUGAUUAGCGGUGGUCUAAAAAGAAAGGAGCAAAAGUUUAAUGCUAAAAGCGCAGGUGUUACAUCAACUAUGCUGAUUAUGGCUAUCAUUGGUACACUUACUCCAACCUUGUUCUUUCAGACAUAUGCUCCUAUUUGUACACACUCCGUGGUUGAACCUACCGAAACUCCUCUAUACAAAGAACGCGUCAAACCAUUAAUGUUUUUUUGUGCUAUAAUUCUCGUAUUGUCAUAUUUAAUUGGAUUGUGGUUUACAUUACGCACACAUGCAGCAUUGGUUUAUCAAACACACGCAACAAAUCCGCAAUCCAUUUAUCAACAAAAUAGCUUACAAAAUGCAGCAUCACAACAUAUUAGUUUUAUUAGACAUCCUAAUGAACCUGAAGAAGAAGAAGAAGUUGGUGGUCAUGAUUCUCCUAAUUGGAGUAAAUUUAAAAGUGGAAUUGUACUUUUAAGUUGUACUGCUUUUUAUUCUUUAAUUGCAGUAUUAGAUAAUGUUUCCAUAACAGAAAAGAUGUUGGGGUUAACUUUAUUUGCUUUAGUACCAAACGUAACUGAAUUUCUUAAUGCAAUGUCAUUUGCUUUGUAUGGAAACAUUGCUCUUAGUAUGGAAAUAGGAUCAGCUUAUGCGAUACAAGUAUGCCUUCUACAAAUUCCAGCUAUGGUAGCAAUUUCUGCUUGGCUUAAUCAAGAUAAAUCUGAUGAACAACAAAGAGGUCACACAUUCACAUUGGUAUUUCCUAGAUGGGAUGUAUUUUCUGUGGUUUUUUCAGUAUUUUUAUUAACUUACACAUAUAUAGAAGGAAAGUCUAAUUAUUUCAAAGGAUCUAUAUUAAUUUUGUCAUAUUUAGUAUUAAUGGCUGGAUUUUUCUAUGCUCCUGAUUCUGAUUAUGAUAGUUAUAAUAUAUAA